Messenger RNA from Symbiodinium sp. CCMP2456, 375 nucleotides. The record is from the annotation of a GenBank genome assembly. NCBI's taxonomy places the organism in Eukaryota, Dinophyceae, Suessiales, Symbiodiniaceae.
GCACAUGCCCGCGAAGCUGCCAGUGCCUAUGGCGGCAGAGGUUCUCGAGGCUGCGACAGCCAAGGCCACCGUCGGAGCUUUGCGCAUCAAUGGCCGGAGUGCCGAGAGCGAGGUCAUUGCCGGAGUUUACACGAAGCAGCGGGACGGCUUCAAGCGUGAGCAGGGCAAGCCGCUGAAACUCCGUCGCGUGGUGCGUGAGAAAGGAGAUACGAAGCUGGGAUCCAUGGACAUCGUCUGGAAAGGGCUCCCUCCAGAGUACAAACAGGCCAGAGCCAUGUGGAAGAUCGAGCACUAUGAGGCAGAUGAGUUCGAUGCCCCGCUUGCUGUACUUCUGACCACUGCCACGGAUCCAUGCGGCGGGCGAGUUCCAUGGUG